UACAUGCAGAAAAGGAAGUGAUAAUAUGAGUGUGUAAUCCGCACUGCAGAGUGUGUGUGAGGAUGUGGAUUACUCCUGAAGAAGUUGUGCUGAAAAACGCUCUAAAACUUUGGGUGACACAGAAAUCCAAUGAUUAUUUCCUCCUACAACACCGCAGAGGACAUGGAGAUACCGGGGGGAAAAUCACAGGUUUGCUGGUGGGGGCGUUGGACACCGUGUUGGACUCAAAUGCUCGAGUGGCCCCAUUCCGGAUUGUUCUGCAUGUGCCCGGGUCACAGGUCAGCUGGGUCAUAGCCAGCGGUGUCACACUAGAGGAGGUGUUGAGACACUGGAAAUGGCUCGAUCAAAACUUAUUGCCGUACAUGUCUGUGUUUGAGAAUAAAGAAGAUGCUGCGAGUUUUGUUCUGGGCAAAGUGAAGGGUUUAAUCGCUGAGGAGGUUCUGGGCGGUCAGGCCGCACGCGAGGAUGACCCGGCUCGGUUCCGUGAAGAUCUGGUGCGGUUCGAGCAGCGCUUCGGUCUGCCUCAACGAGAGAAACUGGUGACGCAUUACUCCUGCUGCUGCUGGAAGGGACACGUGCCACGCCAGGGCUCGCUGUACCUCACCACCAAUCACAUCGCUUUCUACUCAUUCCUGCUGGGCAAAGAGGUGAAGCUGUUAGUUCAGUGGGCUGAAGUGACACGACUGGAGCGCGUGUCGGUGGGUUUACUGACGGAUGUGAUCCGUGUGCACACGAGACAGAAGCAGAGAGAUUUCUCCAUGUUUAUGAACGUAGAUGAGGUCAUGAAGGUCAUGUGUCAGCUGGCUGACAUCGCUCUGCGCAGACUGUUGGACAGCGGUGGGCUCACUCUCGACCAAUCACUGCAGGACUGCACAAAAAUCACCAAGAGGGUUUUGGAGGAACAGAUGCUCAGUCAGUACGUGCUCUCUUUCUUUGGCUUGCCGCGGGUCGAGCGUCUACAGGAAGUGAUGUCAUGCUCAGUUUGGACUCCUCAUGCACGCUGUCACACGCCAGGAACCCUGUACACCACUGACGGGUAUUUGUGUUUCAGCAGCUGCGAGGAGGGACAGUGUACGCUCAUUAUACCACUAGCAGAGAUGCUGUCCAUUGAGAAGGGUGACAGCACUAGUGCAUUGCCGAACUGCAUAAUCAUCAGCUUGCGAUGUAAGCGAGCGUUUCAACUGAUUGAGCUGCAGCACCGUGAUGAGUUAGUGGAGAACAUCAGAGAGCGACAGCGCGCGCUGCACUGGAAACACGCCGUCAUACGCGGACACGACCAACGCAAGAAAUCCACGAUCUCAGCCACACCGUACUACACCUUCUGUUACGACAACAUCCAAUCAGAUGACAAGGACAGCAGCAUCAUCAGUGAUAAAGCUCUUCGUCACACGGUCCUCACAGGCGCACUCAAUAGCACAUUCCACCCCAGCCAAUCAGACUCCAGCAACAACACGUGUAACACAGAGCAUGUUAAAGAGCGUUUAUGGGAGGAUCAUUUCGUAGAGUUUGGUCGUGGUGUUCACAUGUUCCGCACCAAUAAAAUCGGCAAGCUGGUGGCACUGGGAAUACCAGAAUCACUGCGGGGAGAACUGUGGCUCAAUUUCUCAGAUGCGUGUUCGUCGCUGGCAGCUCACCCAAACUAUUACGCUGAUCUGGUGGAGAGAUGCCGAGGAGAGACGAACAUCGCCACAGAGGAAAUAGAGCGAGAUCUUCAUCGCUCGCUGCCGGAGCAUCCUGCCUUCCAGAACGAGACGGGCAUCUGUGCCCUCCGCAGAGUCCUCACUGCUUACGCCCACCGCAACCCUACCAUCGGCUACUGCCAGUCCAUGAACAUCUUGGCAUCUGUGUUGCUGUUGUACACUAAAGAGGAAGAAGCGUUCUGGCUGCUGGUCACUGUGUGUGAGAGGAUGCUGCCCGACUACUUCAACCGCAGAGUCAUUGGUGCUCAGGUGGAUCAGUCUGUGUUUGAGGAGCUGAUUCGUGAGCGUUUGCCGGAGCUCACCGAACACAUUCCCGAUGUCUCUCCGCUGGCGUCUGUGUCUCUCACAUGGUUCCUCACGCUGUUCCUGAGCGUCCUGCCAUUCCGCAGCGCACUGUGUGUCCUCGACGGCUUCUUCUAUUAUGGCAUCAAAUCGAUCUUCCAGAUCAGUCUGGCGGUGCUGGACGCGAAUGCAACAGAGCUGUGUGCAUGUACUGAUGAUGGACAGGCCCUCAUGAUACUCACCAGUUUUCUGGAGCAGGUCACACAUGAGGAUGAGACACAUGUUUGUGCUGAUGAUGAUGGAGCAUCUUCUCCACGUGUACACAUAACAACACUGAUCACUGAUGCAUACGAGAAAUUUGGCUCUCUGACAGUGAAGCAUGUGGAGAUGUUGCGCUGCAGGCAUCGCAUUCAAGUGCUGCAGGCGCAUGAAGACACCACCAAAGACAAUGCGUUGCGACUGGUCACUCCAGAUGUGACACUCUCACAGGAAAACCUGUCUGACCUCUACGACCUCUUCAAGAUGGAGCACUUCAUCAGUAUAUAUUGGGGUGAUGGUGUGUGUUCAUCUGCUCCUCCUGCGGCUGCAGGCGUCUGUUCAGAGCGUUACUUUGUGGAUCGAGCUCAGUUUAAGAGUCUGUAUGAGCUGCUUGUUCCAUUUCUCUGCGGCUCACACACUGAUACUGUCGCUCAACGCACGUUCACACUGCUGGACCACGACAGAGACAAUCUCAUUAGCUUCUCACAGUUCACUCGCUGGCUGGAUAUUCUGUACUGUGAGGAGCUGAAUGAGAGAAUCCGGCUGCUCUAUCGACUGCACAUCCCACCAGCCAUGACUGAACAUGAUGAGGACUCGUCUCCUCUGAAGAGUCCAGUAUUGUCCAGCAGUAGACCCUUCCGUGUCGACCUGCCAAACGGUGAGAGGACGAGUUAUGAAGAUCAGCUAAAACAGAUGCUGCAAAAUUUGACCGGAAAGAAGAAGCAUGAGGAAAAACCUCUCCAACACAUGAAUCAGCGUGAGUUUAUUCAGUUCUGUAAGACGCUCUACACCAUGUUUCAAGGUGACCCAAGUGAAGCCGACCUCUUUCAGGCCAUCGGGAUUGUCACAAGUCUCGUGCUGCAGAUUGGAGAGGCACAACACCACGACCAGCUGUCGAUGGGACAAGGGGAGGCAGGUGGAGCUUCAGGCCACACCCAUUCUACUGAGAUUGGUGGAGGCACCAGUGAGUCAGAUGGAGAUUGGUCGGUGAGCUUUGAACAGAUUCUGGCCUCAUUACUAACAGAGCAGGUGCUGGUGAACUUCCUAGAGCGACCUGUAGAUCUGAGCGCAAAAAUCAUAUCUGCGAAAACACUGCAGUAUCGCAAACGCGCCGGCCUGCUCAUGAUCCAGCACGCAGCGGUCAGAUGAUGAUGCACAUGAGCAGCGAUCAAUAUAAACUAUGCUGUCAUUCAUUUCUGUGUUCAUGGACGUUGGUAAAAUUUAAUAAAGACCUGCAAGACGGCAGAUAUUUGAUCCUGGUGAUGCACACGUUUGUAGCGAACCUCCAAUAUAAUUCCUCAAAGACUGCUGGGGUGAGCUGGACUUCCCUACGAAUCACAGUUGAUGCCACUGUUUUACUGUCCGCUUUAAUAGAGGAAGUACUGAAUCAGUGCCUUACCCUCCAGAACUGACUUCAUGUGGCCUGAAUCUGCUGAGCCACAGAAUGGCCUUAAAGUUGUUUUAGCCAAAUUUCCUCAAUACAGCAUAGGGAGGGAAUUUAUUUUCUGAAAAGGUUUUGUGUUCCCUCACAAUGUGUUUUGCGUUCCUUUGCGAUUAUUUUCAACUUGAAAUGAUUCUGUUCUGUUUUGUCCUAUACCUUUAUCCAUCACUUACGAGCAUUAACUGGGUCAUUCCGUGUCAGCUCAACCAGAGGUCCACAGCUUCAAAUUUUGAUUUUUUUUCUGAUGAAAGAAAGACAUAAAUGAAGAUGAAAGCCAAAAUAUAAAAUAUCAUGGAUGAAUAUUUAAUGAGUAAUCCAUUAUUUUGUAAAGGGGGUCAAAAUGGCAAUUUUCACCUUUGAUUUUAGAGCAAAACUACAGGUCAAAAAAAUAACCUUAGAAAGAUGUCAGCAUCAUGAUUUUAUUUGUACACAGAGAUUGGUAGAUCUGUUACUAAUAUCAGUUGACUUUAGCAAUCCUUGUUGCAUUAUAUCCCAAUGGUGACAGUUCAAAAAUGGGAAAAGACACUUCUCGUGUUCUUUUUUCUGAAGUUGGCGUGCCUAUAAUUCCAGAAGUGUUAAAGAUAUAUUAAUAUUCUUUUAGAUUCUGGUUCAGAACAAACUUUUCUUUUGGUAUCUUCAUUUAUAAGGCCCUGUAUGGUUUAGUCCCAGAGAUAUGGGGCUCUCAAUGUGGCUCCAUGUGCACAUUGUUGAUUUUUACCCAUUUUCAAUGGUCGAAUACCAACUGUGGGUCACUUUGUAUAAAGCUGAAACUGAUUGUAUUUAAAGAGGAAUAUCUGAAGUACAAAUAAUGCUGAAACUAGAAAUGUACCUUUAUUUACUCAACUUGACUAUUUCAGUGUAUUUUUGGCACUCAGACAUUGUUAAAAAUUGGUAUAUUCUAUGCAGUUGUUUUGUUACAGCGCAAGAUACAGUUCUAGUUUCUACAUUAUUUGUACUUCAGACAAAAAGUAUGGUUCACGUUUUUUUCUUUAUGUUCUAGGAGUGUUUUUUGUUUGUUUGUUUUUUAUAGUCUAUUCCCGACUCAAAUCUGUUGUAGUCUGAACUGCAAAAACACCCACUCAUUUUAAAUCUGAUCCAAAUUAAUUUAAUAAAUCUUGUAAAAUCUGGUUUUUGGAAAUGCAUCACAUCAUACAGCGGACUUCAAUCAUUUACACUCGUAGCGUUCACAAGUGAGCAGUUUCAGACACAACAUAUUCAUGAAUAUACUGAUAUUAAGAUCUAAUUUAAUCACUUGCAAAAUAAUCCAAAAUCAAAUCAGAAUGGUUUGCAAUGAGAACAAUGUUCCGAUCACAGCUGCAGUUAGGUAAAUGGUAGAGCGUUGUGAAGAUGUGGAUUUCAGAACAGAUAGUCACAAUAAAUCUUGCAGCAUGUGUGUUAGCUCAUACUGUUCCUCUCAGAUGUAUAGAGUGCCUUUAUAGUCAUUUGAAGUUCAGUGCUCGAUGUGAAAGUAUUCAUUAGUGUGUAAACAGCUUUUAUUGUCACACUGCAGGAAAUAUUCAAAAGGGACCACGUCUGUUCAUUCUUAACCAUCUUUUAUUAACACACCAUAUACCUCCAGACAUAUGCUGAUAAGACUAGUUUCUAUAAAAAAGGUGAAGUGUUCUCUGUCUUUCAUUUGCUUUUGGAAGUGAUUUAAAUGAUAUAUUUUAAGAUCAUGUUCUGUCCUGACUAAUCUGUGUGUCUGUGACUAUCAAGAACUGAAAUGUGAAGUUUAUAGUGUAAGAUGAUGUUCUUGUUUGGAAACAUUUAGACUGAAAACUUUUGCCAAAUAUUUGUUCUGUUGAACACAAUUUCAACUCUGUAACUUUUCUUUCUGAUACUGUUCACAGAAUAAAAUAUUGAGUCUUUAAACAAUUA
Messenger RNA from Myxocyprinus asiaticus (Chinese sucker), 5559 nucleotides. Its product is annotated as TBC1 domain family member 8-like. Gene Ontology annotation, molecular function: calcium ion binding. The record is from RefSeq and is a predicted model, not a curated record. The transcript is spliced from 20 exons. Bases 63 to 3389 code for a protein of 1108 amino acids. NCBI's taxonomy places the organism in Eukaryota, Metazoa, Chordata, Actinopteri, Cypriniformes, Catostomidae.